AGCAGCUGAUGGAACAGGGAGACCAAGAAGAAAGCACAAAUGCAGAAAUGGAAGAAAGAGUAGGAGGGACAGAGAGCCCACUCCCUGCUCCACAGAGCCCCUCAGAGAGCAGCCAGGCCCUGCUGGACAUGGCCGAGCUCAUCACAAAUGAGAUCCUGAGGAAGGCUGAGCUUGAUAUCCAGGGAUCUGAGCAGCAGAUGAUGGAACAGGGAAACCAAGAAGAAAGCCCAGAUGCAGAAAUGCAAGAAACAGAAGGAGGGACAGAGAGCCCGGUCCCUGCCCCACAGAGCCCCUCAGAGGGCAGCCAGGCCCUGCUGGACACUGAGACAUCACCAGAGAUCCUCAGUGAGACUGAGCCUGUGAUCCAGGCACCUGAGCAGCAGCUGAUGGAACAGGGAGACCAGGAACAAACCAGGGCUUCAGAAAUGCAAGAAACAGCAGGAGGGACAGAGAGCCCAGUCCCUGCCCCACAGAGCCCCUCAGAGGGCAGCCAGGCCGUGGUGGACAUGGCCGAGCUCAUCACUACUGAGAUCUUGAGAAAGGCUGAGCUUGAGAUCCAGAGAUCCAGCCAGGAGCUGGAGGAACAGGGAAACCUGGAACAAAGCACAGCUGCAGAUUUGGGAACACUGGUGCCAUCAGCAGGGACACAGAGCCCGGUCCCUGCCCCACAGAGCCCCUCAGAGGGCAGCCAGGCCCUGCUGGACACAGAGCAGCAAAUCCCCACUGAGAUCCUGAGCGAGGCUGAGCUUGAGAUCCAGGGAUCUGAGCAGCAGCUGGAGGAACAGGGAGACCUGGAACAAAGCACAGAUGCAGAAAUGCAAGGCACAGCAGGAGGGACAGAGAGCCCGGUCCCUGCCCCACAGAGCCCCGCAAAGGGAAGCCAGGCCCUGCUGGACAUGGCCGAGCUCAUCACUAAUGAGAUCCUGAGGAAGGCUGAGCUUGAUAUCCAGGCACCUGAGCAGCAGGGAGACGAGGAGCAAAGCACAGCCACAGAAACAGGAACAGCAUUUACAGCAGAUGGGGAAGGGAGCCCGGUCCCUGCCCCACAGAGCCCCUGCAGCCCCAGCUCCUCAGCUCCCAGCCUGGAAGGCCAGGCUCUCAGGGAGCAGCAGGAGGAGGCAGAGAGGGGGUCAUUCCUGUCAGGGCAAGACACCGAGGAGGGGGCCAUGGAGGGCCAAGACUGGAAAUACCACAUUGACCAAGAGAUUUCCCAGUGGGAGGAUGAGGGAGACCAAGAGCUGUCCCCAGAAGAAACGAAAACCUCCCAAGAAGUGUCCCAAGGGGAAGAGCGCAGGGAGCAGGAGCUGUCCCCUGGAGCAGGCAAGAGCUACCAGGAACUGUCCGACUGGGACGAAUACAGCGAGGAAGAGGAGCCCCAAGGAGAAGGGAAGAGCUACCAGGAAGUGUCAGACUGGGAAGAAAACAUCAAGCAAGCGCAGUCCCAGGAAGAAUCCAAGAGAUGCCAAGAAGUGUCCGACUGGGAAGAACACAGCGAGGAGAAACUGCCCCACGAAGGAGUGAAGAGCUACCAAGAGGUGUCCGACUGGGAAGAAAACCUGGAACAAGAGCAGUCCCAGGGAGAAUCCAAGAGAUGCCAAGAUGUAUCCGACUGGGAAGACUCCAGUGAGGAAGAGCUGUCCCACGGAGGAGCCAAGAGCUACCAGGAAGUGUCGGACUGGGAAGAAAACCUGGAGCAAGAGCAGCGCCAAGGACAGGUGAGAAGCUUCCAAGAAGUGUCCGACUGGGAAGACUACACGGAGGAAGAGCAGUCCCCAGCAGAAGUGAAGAGCUACCAGGAAGUGUCGGACUGGGAAGAAAACCUGGAGCAGGAGCAGUCCCAAGAAGUGAAGAAGUGUGAAGAACUGGCUGACUGGGAAGAGCUGUCUGACAGCACAGAAGAGCUGUCCCACGGAGAAGAGAAGAUCUCCCAAGGACCAUCCAAGCGGGAAGAAUCCAGCGAGGAAGAGCAGUCCCCAGGGAGUAGCAGUGGCUACCCAGAACUGACCGAGUCAGAAGAAUCCAGCAUGGAAGGGCAGUUCCAAAGGAAAUUCAGUGCCUACCAAGAACUCCUGUCCGACUGGGAAGACUCCAUUGCCCAAGAGCUGUCUGAAGACGAAGACUCCCUCGGCCAAGAGUUUUCUGACUGGGGAGACUACAUCCCCUCCAUGGUGUCCCGCUGGGAAGACGACAGCGACAGGGAGCUGGCACUGCUGGACUGGGAACACACGACCGUCCACAGCUUGGAGGUCAAGCCCUUGCGGCCAGAGGAGGACGAGUGGGAAGAACUGAGCGUCCUGGAGCUGUCGCAGGGAGAAGGCACGGAACACAGGCUGGCAAUCCUUGCGGCAGAGGGGCUCCCAGUGCCCGUCCCUCGCGAGGCGUGGGCUGAGCGCCGGGCGCCUGCCCCGUGCCCAGCGGGGCCGGUCUGUGCCUGCCCUGCCCAGCUGGAGGCCCAGGCCCCCCGAGGGGCUGCAGCUCCUCCUGCCUUGGACAAGCAGGUGGCACAGGCAGGGACACGGAGCCAGGGCCCUGCCCCAGAGAGCCCCUGCUGCCCCCCCAGCCCCUCCCCUGCCCAGCUGGAGGCCCAGGCCCCCCGAGGGGCUGCAGCUCCUCCUGCCUCGCACAAGCAGGUGGCAGAGGCGGGGGCACAGACCCAGGGCCCCAGGAAACGUCCCUGUCGUUUAAGGAGGGCGCUCGGGGCUCUGCACCGGCUCUUCCGCUCCUGCACACGGGGACAGCCUGAGGAUUAGGCCCCGCUCCAGCGCCGGGCCGGGCCCACACACCUCUGCAAUCCUUCCACAGACAGUGACUCCACCACCGACCUGCGACAUUUACUGCCAAUCUUGACGAGUCCUGCAGGGAACGAGCAAAGACAGGAUCUGCUGCUCCCACAACCUCCCUGCAGGACUGCCACAACCACGACUAUUCCAGAACCAAACCAAACACGGCUUUAGGACAUUCACUUGAUUAAUUCAUUUAGCUCUUUAAGUAGGGAAUUCAGUUAAUAAUUAUUACAAUAAGUUUUUAUAGUAUUUAGGAAGACUGUUUUCAAUAGACUAUGAAGAUAGACUUGGCUAAGGUAGAGAAGACUAUAUUUACAUGUUAGCAUAAGUAUCACAUUUAUAGGAUAGAUAGAUAGGUAUCCUGCAGUUGCACUAGGAGAAUUAGAAAAGACAAGAUAGAAGAUUAGGAAGAUUCCUAUAGAUCCCCUUCAGUUUCCAGGAUCCCUAUCUAGCUCUUUAGUUCUCAUUUCUAGUUCAAUAAAGUUUGCAUUCAAUAAAAUCCAAGUGUUGUCAGCAAAUGGUCUCAUUUACACCUUAAGUUGGGCAGAGGCAUCUCUCCCUAAUGGGGUCGGAACACACGGGCAGGGACACCUUCCACCAGCCCAGGUUCUCCAAGCCCCGUC
Molecule: messenger RNA, 3406 nt
Organism: Myiozetetes cayanensis
Lineage: Eukaryota; Metazoa; Chordata; Aves; Passeriformes; Tyrannidae
Product: neurofilament heavy polypeptide-like
Source: RefSeq, a predicted model, not a curated record